This is a messenger RNA of Mustela lutreola (European mink), 3244 nucleotides long. Its product is annotated as zinc finger protein 845-like. The annotation marks the transcript as partial. Gene Ontology annotation, molecular function: RNA polymerase II cis-regulatory region sequence-specific DNA binding; DNA-binding transcription activator activity, RNA polymerase II-specific. Lineage: Eukaryota; Metazoa; Chordata; Mammalia; Carnivora; Mustelidae. The record is from RefSeq and is a predicted model, not a curated record. Gene Ontology annotation, cellular component: nucleus. Gene Ontology annotation, biological process: regulation of transcription by RNA polymerase II. The transcript is spliced from 2 exons.
ACCUAUACCAGAGAGGAAUGUUAUGAAUGUCAGGAAUGUGGCAAGACCUUUAACUGCACUUCACAGCUUAUUCAACAUCACAAAAUUCAUACUGGAGAGAAACCUUACCAAUGUCAAGAAUGUGGCAAGGCCUUUAUUUACAGCUCAAGGCUUAUGCAACAUAACAGAAUUCAUACUGGAAAGAAAACAUACCAAUAUCAAGACUGUGGCAAGGCCUUUUGCCAGAGCUCACAUCUUAACAAACAUCACAGGAUUCAUACUGGAGAGAAACCUUACAAAUGUCAAGAAUGUGGUAAGGGCUUUAACAAGAGCUCAGACCUUAGUCAACAUUACAGAAUUCAUACUGGAGAGAAACCUUACCAAUGUUAUGAAUGUGACAAGGCCUUUAACCACAUCUCAAGCCUUUCUCAACAUUACAGAAUUCAUACUGGAGAGAAACCCUACCAAUGUCAAGAAUAUGGCAAGGCCUUUUCCCAGAGCUCAAGUUUUAGUGAACGUCACAGAAUUCAUACUGGAGAGAAACCUUUCCAGUGUCAGAAAUGUGGCAAGAGGUUUAAAGUGAGCUCAGUACUUACUCAACAUCACAGAAUUCAUACUGGAGAGAAACCUUACCAAUGUACAGAAUGAGGGAAGGCCUUUAAUCAGAGGUCAAGCCUUAGUGAACAUCAAAGAAUUCAUACCUGGGAGAAACCUUAUCAAUGUCAAAAAUGUGGCAAGGCCUUUAACCAUAGCUCAACCCUUACUCAACAUCUCAGAAUUCAUACUGGAGAGAAACCUUAUAAAUGCAAGGAAUGUGGUAAAACUUAUAAGGACCCUUCAUCAGUAAAGGGACAUAAGCCAAUCCAUACUGGAGUGAAACAGUACAAAUGGGCAAAGAGUGUGAAAGCGUCUACAUUGUCCUCCACCCUUACUGGAAGUCACCAAACUCAUACUGGAGAGAAACGUUACCAAUGUGCAGUAUGUGGCAAGACCUUUAAGUGGUGCUGCGACCUUACUCAGCAUCACCGAGCUCAUAGUGGAGAGAAACCUUACCAAUGUGACGUAUGUGGCAAGGCCUUUAAGUGGCGUUCAGACGUUACUCGACAUCACCGAGUUCAUACUGGAGAGAAACCUUACCAAUGUCAAGAAUGUGGUAAGGCCUUUCACCGGAGCUCAGGGCUUAGCCAACAUCACAUAAUUCAUACUGGAGAGAAACCUUACCAAUGUCAAGAAUGUGGCAAGACCUUUAUGUGGCCUUCCGAGCUUACUCAACAUCACCGAAUCCAUACUGGAGAGAAACCUUACCAAUGUCAAGAAUGUGGCAAGGCCUUUCACCGGAGCUCAUUGCUUACUGUGCAUCACAGAAUUCAUACUGGAGAGAAACCUUACAAAUGUAAGGAAUGUGGUAAGGCCUUUAGCCAAACUUCAGCCCUUACUCAACAUCACCGAAUUCAUACUGCCGAGAAGCCUUACCAAUGUCAAGAAUGCGGGAAGGCCUUUAGCCGGCCUUCACACCUUACUCAACAUCACCAAAUUCAUACUGGAGAGAGUCCUUACCAAUGCCAAGAAUGUGGCAAAGCCUUUAACAAGCGCUCACACCUUGAUCAGCAUCACAGAAUUCAUACUGGAGAGAAACCUUAUAAAUGUAAGGAAUGUGGCAAGGCCUUUUCAUUGCAAUCAAACCUUCUUAAGCAUCACAGAACUCCUACUGGAGAGAAACAUUACAAAUGCGAAGAAUGUGGCAAGGCCUUUUACCGGCGCUCACACUUGAGUAACCAUCAUAGAAGUCAUACUGGCAAGAAACUUUAAAAAUGUAAAGACUAGGACUAAGGAUUGUAAAACCCUUACAUCACAGACCUUGCAUCGGAUAUAACUAGAGAAUAACUAUACACAUGUAAAAAAGUCCACCCUCUCUCUCCCUGAAACUCACAACAUCGUAGUUAUCAUAUGGGAGCAACAUGGUAAAAUGUGAUGAAUGUGGUGAGACCUUUAAUUGGAAUUCAGUCUAGACUCAAUAUCCCAAAAUGGAUUCUAGAUUUAAAUCCUAGAAACAUGAUGAUUGUGGAAAGACCCUCAUUUUAAUUUACAUGUUCGCAAACACAGAAAGUGCUAAAGAAGGUAAAUUGAUUCAUACAAAUAAUUAGAAAAUUCUCUGAACAUCUAAUGACAAUAAAUGUCACAGAUAUCAAGUAAAAGGAGUGUAUCAGUCCCUCUAUUCAGACAGUACUCGUUAGUCCAAGGAAAAAGAUCAAGUUAAACACUUGGAAAAUGCAUAUGCUGUUACAUUGGAAAGAUUCAGUGGGGGAGUUUUUACAAGGGUACAAUUUGUUUCGAUGUGCAUUUUGUUAUAUUGUGCCUUUUUUGAGGUUUGUGACCAACAAAUAUUAAUUUAUUUUAUUCUCAAAUCACUUCUGGAGAUUGACUUAACUCGUACUGGGUGUAUGAAUCCGUGAGCCUGAUUUUUGCUCCGUCAACGGCAUUCGAUGCCCUGCUGCAUCCAGGGGGACUCACGCAUCCCAAAUUUUCCUUGGAAGAUGAGAACUGUGUAAUACACAACAUGAACGAAGAAAAUCUAAACGGAGAUACUGCUUAGGCUUAUAGCAUUGAUGUAAGUUGCCGUGAAAUAGGUGUACAGAACAAUAUUUUUCUCCAUUUACUAAAACUAAAGAGGGGUAUUGGUGAUGCACUCAUGUGGGCAUAGCUUUCAAAAGUCACAUGGUAGAGUAGCUGUUGGCCGUGAAGAAGCCUUCUGGACACUGGGGUAGGCAGGAUCAGCAAGGUGUGUGCUGUGGUUGAAGUCAAGCACUGCUCUCCCAGGGAUAAAAGCCCAAUCAAGAUUUGAGCCACUGUACAUAGGGGACCAUUCAGGGAAGCUGCUGCAGUGCAUCGGGAACAUCCUGUCUGUACUCGGUGCCAUGUUCAGUACAAUCCCCCGCUCUGGCUCUGUCUGCCAUAGUUUUGGAAUAUAAGUGAGCUUCAGUGGGGUGGGGUCUGGAGCUGAUGACAAAAAAAAAAAAAAAAAUUCCUGAGGCAUCUUUGGUGCAAAAUGUUGGUUUAUUAAAGCAUGAGGACAGGGAAGGGCAGUUGCUGCCACCAGGGUCCUAAGGGGUAAGCUGGUUUUACACUAUGGGGUUGGGAAAAGGUGAGGAAUAAGAAAGCUUUCAAAAUGAUUUCCUUUUUUUUUUUUUUUUUUUUUUAAGAUUUUAUUCAUUUAUUUGACACAAAGAGAUCACAAGUAGACAGAGAGCCAGACAGAGAGAGAGGG